AUGGAGUGGUUAUUUGGGAAAAGGAUCACUCCCGAAGAGAUGCUCAGGAAAAAUCAAAGAGCCUUGAACAAGGCAAUGAGGGAUCUGGAUAGGGAAAGAAUGAGAAUGGAACAACAGGAGAAAAAGAUAAUACAAGACAUAAAGAAGCUUGCCAAAGAUGGACAAAUGGACGCUGUGAAAAUCAUGGCUAAAGAUCUCGUGAGGACCAGGCGAUACGUGAAAAAGUUUAUGCUGAUGAAGGCGAACAUCCAAGCAGUUUCCUUGAAGAUCCAAACCUUACGGUCGCAGAACACGAUGGCACAGGCCAUGAAAGGAGUGACCAGAGCCAUGCAGAACAUGAACAAACAGUUGAACCUUCCUCAAAUACAGAAGAUACUGCAAGAGUUCGAAAAACAGUCGGAGAUAAUGGACAUGAAAGAAGAAAUCAUGAACGAUGCGAUCGACGACGCGAUGGAGGACGAGGGUGACGAGGAGGAAAGCGACGCUAUCGUAUCGCAAGUCCUGGACGAACUGGGACUGCAGGUGACAGACCAGCUCUCUGGCCUGCCACAAGCGUCCGGUUCGUUGAGCGUGGCUGGUUCGAAGCAGCCCGUCGCGACUGCAGCUGGAGGCGAGGAAGGUGGAAAUCUCGCGGACGCGGACGCGGAUCUCCAGGCCAGGCUCGAAAAUCUACGGCGCGAGUAAAUUGGCCGAGCUGUACGAAAUGUGUAAAGAGAACUUGUUAGUUUCGCACCCGCGAUUCGCUUCACACGCUCUGCGAUCUGUUAGAGAUACGAACACAUUGUUACAACAAUUGUUCAUCGAUUCGUUCGCUUUUGUAAUUUAUAAGAUUCGAGGGAGGGUUGAAGCGAAAACGUUACGCUAAUAAAGGCAUCUGUCUAAUUUUUAUAUAAAGAAAUAUAUAACAGCAAGAUAACUUCAAUUGUCUCGUGCGUGUUCGCCGCGCACAACGCGUUUUGUAAAGUGGACAAAAUACUUAGUUAAUCGUAUUUUGAUACGAUCACGUGUACAUAAGUUUACUUGAGGAGUUUAUAGUUUACGUACAUGUACAUACUUGCUUUAUUCUUUUAGCACAUAAUGUACAUUUACUGUAAAAGGUUUUUAUAUAAGGGGAAAUAAAACUGAACCGUACACCGCGUGCUGUGCAUAACACAGCGGGAGCACGAGUGCGUUCGCUGCUUUUGCCGCGGCUCAACCGCUCAAUCUCUCAGUGCCUCGCAGCUUUCACUAACGUUACACCGUUCAGGCACAAUGAUCGUGUUAACAAAAUUUAUUUAUACACUUGGUCGGUGACAACGACAAAACAAAGAUUGUACGAUUCGUGUUAAACAUGACAACAAUCCACGCAGAUAAUUCGAUGUAACGGAAAGAAUGAGAAAGUCAAAAUAAAUCAGUGAAACAUAA
Messenger RNA from Ceratina calcarata, 1404 nucleotides. It is a transcript of the gene Vps2, whose product is annotated as vacuolar protein sorting 2. NCBI's taxonomy places the organism in Eukaryota, Metazoa, Arthropoda, Insecta, Hymenoptera, Apidae. The record is from RefSeq and is a predicted model, not a curated record. Gene Ontology annotation, biological process: vacuolar transport. Bases 1 to 684 code for a protein of 227 amino acids. The transcript is spliced from 4 exons.